Messenger RNA from Morus notabilis, 1548 nucleotides. RefSeq lists its product as uncharacterized. The coding region runs from base 611 to 1255 and encodes 214 amino acids. Lineage: Eukaryota; Viridiplantae; Streptophyta; Magnoliopsida; Rosales; Moraceae. The record is from RefSeq and is a predicted model, not a curated record. The transcript is spliced from 2 exons.
CCCUCUCUCUCUCUCUUUCUCUCUCUCUCUCUCUCUUGAAAUUUUCACUUUCUACUCCCACACAACCACGUUUCUCUCGAUCCAAACACUCUGAAUUCCAGACCCUCAUCCAGUACUCCCCUUUCUUCCUCAACGGAUAACGCAGAAAUCUGGAGGGCCUUUCCUCUUCCUAUCAUUGCAGCCAGUAGGGAAGGCCAUGUGAGCUGUUUGAAACAGGUUCUAGUUGUGGCUUUACAACUUUUAUUAGCAUUGCUGUUCAUUUGGCUUCCUUAACAUGGGUAAAUGCAAGGGUUGUGGAAAAUUAGGAAGAAUGGUGCCAAGGGGUGGAUCUGUUAGUGCUUAUCUGUUUGCUCUUCUGCUAUCUCCUGUUGUUUCUGUCUGGGAUUGCGUUGUUCGUAAGAUGAGGUACUCCUUCAGACCUGAGUGGGUGUAGUUGUCGGAAUUACAACAUUAUAUUAGUUUUCAAUAAGGUAAUUAUUUGAAUUUACUUAGUGCUAUAGGAAAAAAAGAAGGAAACAAAGUUAUAGGGUUAUGUAUACACUUUGGAGGAAUUCUCUUUAAGUAAAGAAGUUGAUUAAAUCCAACUUAGUAGUUAGAGAUUGUUAGUCUGAUGGAUAACGUGGCAUGUAAUAAAGCGCAACCUGUUGUGAGAAAAGUGAAAAAGAAGCAGGUGAAAGACGAGUUAGAUCGUCAAAAACAGGCCGAGAAAAAGAAGAGGCGCCUGGAGAAAGCCCUGGCUACUUCCGCAGCCAUCAUUUCUGAACUCGAAAAGAAGAAGCAGAAAAAGAAAGAAGAACAGCAGAGGCUCGAUGAAGAGGGUGCUGCAAUUGCCGAAGCUGUUGCUCUGCAUGUCCUGAUUGGUGAAGACUCAGAAGAGUCGUGUGAGAUUGUGCUAAACAAAGAAGAGGGAUUUAACCCUUGGGAUUGCUCUAGCAGCAUUGAUCUUUUCGUGGGUGGAAGGAGAACAGGCUUGCCUUGUCAGGAUUCUUCCAUGUGUUCACUUGAAGGGAUUGGAUGGGUCUCCAAUGGUUACAGAUCAGGAUGCAAAUGGGGUGGCUUGGGAAACGGUGAAUGGUCAUUUUCAUCCGGGAUCUAUGAAAGGGAUCUUCAUGGGCCGUAUCUCGACAAAGAUGAAUGGGAAACUACAGGGUUCUCUGCUGCUGGUCUCAUUGCAGCACAGGCUGUUUCAUCUCUUCAAAUAGCAGAGGAUGCGCAUGAAGACACAAUCGUGCUCAACGGAAUGCUAAGACGGUAGAUGGCGAGGUUGCAGUCGUUUUAUCUAGUCGCUGAGGGAGCGUUGGUCAUAUUAUCUUAUGAUGUUGUGUAUAUACUUUUCGUGAAUGUGCUUUUGUGGUUUUGUUGUAUACACACACACAUAUAUAUAUAUAUAUUGCUUCUGUUUGAACAAUGUUUGUAGUAGUCUCUUCAUGUUGAUAGAGGCUGCUACUUUUUCUGGCGUUGAUCUUGGCGACUUGAGACAUCAGUUGACCCAUCUUGGUAUCUUGCCAAUAAUUUCCUUAAUUAACAGACUUCUGACAGAAUAAUUUA